This is a messenger RNA of Gossypium raimondii (Peruvian cotton), 1512 nucleotides long. RefSeq lists its product as uncharacterized. The record is from RefSeq and is a predicted model, not a curated record. Lineage: Eukaryota; Viridiplantae; Streptophyta; Magnoliopsida; Malvales; Malvaceae. The coding region runs from base 116 to 1156 and encodes 346 amino acids. The transcript is spliced from 7 exons. Gene Ontology annotation, molecular function: protein-lysine N-methyltransferase activity. Gene Ontology annotation, cellular component: cytoplasm. Gene Ontology annotation, biological process: peptidyl-lysine dimethylation; peptidyl-lysine monomethylation.
CUACACUUUUUCUACUUCCGUUGAACAGAUACCGAAGUCGUAAACGAAUCGAGUCUCCAUCUUCCUUUCUUCACUCACAAAUUUAACCAGUUUUUUGGGAGUUAAAUAGCUUGAAAUGGCAGGAAUGAGAUUUUCGCCGGAAGAGUCGCCGGAAGCUAACCAACAUCUUCAGCUUCCGCAGCAACAGCUGCAGACCGGUCGAGAAGUGGCUUCCGAUGAUGACAGGUCGGUGGCUGCAGAUUCAUGGUCUAUAAAGAGCGAUUACGGAAGCACACUUGAUGAUGAGCAGCGCCACGCUGAUGCCGCCGAAGCCCUCUCCUCCGCUGCCAACUUCCGUCCCGCCUCUGAUUACAGUUCCGACAAGGACGAGCCAGAUGCAGAGACUUCAAUGCUUGGUCUUCAGAGUUACUGGGAUGCUGCAUAUCUUGAUGAGCUUGCCAAUUUUCGUGAACAUGGUCACGCUGGUGAAAUUUGGUUUGGAACUGAUGUCAUGGAUACUGUUAUUUCUUGGACCAAAAGCUUGUGUACUGAUGUUUCUCAAGGUCACAUCCCGAAUCAUGGUGGAGAGCCCAAGCCACAGUCUGUUGAACAGGAUGAAAAGUAUUUGUCUUGCUGGAGUGUACUUGACAUUGGCACGGGAAAUGGUCUGCUCCUUCAGGAGCUUUCUAAGCAGGGGUUCACAGAUUUAACUGGAACUGAUUAUAGUGAAGGAGCAAUUGACCUUGCUCAAAGCCUAGCUGAUCGAGAUGGAUUUUCAAACAUCAAGUUUCUGGUUGAUGAUAUUCUUGAGACAAAGUUGGAUAGACAGUUUCAACUUGUCAUGGAUAAGGGGACUCUCGAUGCCAUUGGCUUGCAUCCUGAUGGGCCUAUCAAAAGGAUUAUGUAUUGGGAUUCAGUUUCAAAGUUGUUGGCCCCCGGUGGAAUAUUAGUGAUUACAUCUUGCAACCAUACAAAAGAUGAAUUGGUCCAAGAGGUGGAAAAUUUCAAUCAAAGGAACAUUGCAAUAUCCCAAGAGCCAAGUGCAACGAAGGACCAAGAGACACACAGAGAUCAUCCCCCGUUUCGAUAUCUGAAUCAUGUUCGGACUUAUCCUACAUUCAUGUUUGGUGGAUCUGUGGGAUCACGCGUUGCCACUGUUGCGUUUCUAAGGAACUAAAUUCAAAGUUUAGGUCUUUAGUCAAAGUUUAGGUUUUUUGGAUUGUCGUGGUUGAAAAUGGUUAAGGAUCAUGCAUACUGAUUGGGACUGGAUAGAUAGACAUUUGAAGCUUUAAUUUAUCGGAUUCUUGAUUAUGUUUAUUUCCAUGAAAGAUACUGGUGUAGCUUGUGGUGAGAUUAUCCUAGGCAAUUGUGUUCCAUACGGGGUGUAAGGGUUAUGCAAUUGAUUACCAAUCAUGCCUUUUGAGUUUUGAUUCCAUGUGCUUCUGUUGCUUGUUUAGUUUCUUGACCGGUAAAGUGGUAACAGGAAAUUUGAGACAAUCCAAUAUAUAUUGCAAAAUUUAGGUGUUUCAUUAA